Messenger RNA from Zingiber officinale, 1169 nucleotides. RefSeq names its product transcription factor ILR3-like. The transcript has 2 exons. The record is from RefSeq and is a predicted model, not a curated record. The coding region runs from base 666 to 965 and encodes 99 amino acids. NCBI's taxonomy places the organism in Eukaryota, Viridiplantae, Streptophyta, Magnoliopsida, Zingiberales, Zingiberaceae. Gene Ontology annotation, biological process: intracellular iron ion homeostasis; regulation of DNA-templated transcription. Gene Ontology annotation, molecular function: DNA-binding transcription factor activity; protein dimerization activity.
UCGUGCGGUGGCUUGUCCACGUCAUCCGCGGAAGAAGAAAAAAAAAAGCCGCGUCGCAUCAAAAAAAGCACCGUCCGCGAGCCCUAGCCACCUUCCUCUCCGCGAGCGAACUCCUCUCCGCGAGCCACCGCCCUCUCCGCGAGCGAGCUUCUCUCCGCGAGCGAACUCCUCUCCGCGAGCCACCGCCCUCUCUGCGAGCGAGCUCCUCUCCAUGACCAGCCACCUUCCUCGCCGCGAGCCACCGCACCUUCCUCGCAUUGAGCCACCUUCCUCUCCGCGAGCAGUCUCCUCACCGCAAUCCCAAGCAGAAGUGGCCAGACACCUUCCUCGCCGCGAGCCACCGCCCUCUCCGCGAACCCUAGCAGAAGCGCCGACGCCUCCCUCUCCGAACCCGGGAGAAUCCGAGAGAAGCAGAAUCGCCUCUCUCCCCUCCUGCCGCUGCGACCUCUCCCCCGACCUCUCCGCCGCGAAUUUAACAAUCAAACAUGCACUAGGAAGCCCAGCAUCCCUUGCUGUGAAAACUACUGGUUAUUGCGUUUGACAGUAAAUGAUUCUCAAGAUUUAUUACUUCUUUCCCAACCUCAUGCAAAUACAGUUUUGGCAUACUUAAUGGUUACAUUUAAGUUUUUUUCUAAUGGUUUUUGUUAUUGGAAAGGUUGGUACUGAUGGCCUCAUGGCAUUUUUAUAGGAUGGCCGAGAAGAAUGAACUUCGUGAAGAGAAGCAGAAGCUGAAGGUAGAAAAAGAAAGCUUAGAGCAGCAAAUCAAACUUCUGAAUACAAGGUCUAGUAGCAAUGCUGCUCACCCGCCCGUUAUACCUACCCCUUUCACAAUCCCUGGUCAACCUGUUGGGCACAAGUUAAUGAUGCCGAUCAUUGGUUACCCUAGCUAUCCAAUGUGGCAAUUCAUGCCCCCUGCCGAUGUCGAUACAUCACUGGAUGCUGAUAAAUGCCCACCUGUUGCCUAAGCAAACGAACGAUUAAAAAUACAAAAAGUCUUAAAUCUGUUAGAAUUGCAGAUGAUUUCAUUAUCAAUUUAAGUUGCCGAAAACUUCAUGGGCAUGCAUGUUUCAGCUUUAUGCCUUUCCCGUAAGAUAUAGAUUUCACCUAUAAAUAAAUUACUUAUCUCUGCAUUUGGACACGAGUCCUUUCCUAUCUCUUGAUGCUUAUUU